AUGUCAAGUUUCCUGGAUUUUUUGCAGAUGAAUAAGGAUAAGACAUUCCGGCCGAAGAAAAAAUUUCCAGUUGGAACGUUGCGUUAUAACCUGCAUAAACAGGCUCAAGCUACGCUCCAUUCGGGUUUAGAUUUAAAAGCAGCUGUUCGAUUACCACCUAACGAGAAUUUCGAAGACUGGUUAGCUGUUCACACGGUGGACUUUUUCAACCGAAUAAAUCUUUUGUAUGGUAUAAUAUCGGAUGUUUGUACAGCGAAAUCUUGCCCUACAAUGAGUGGUGGGUCUCGAUAUGAAUAUCUUUGGCAGGAUGGUGUCAGUUAUAAAAAGCCAACAAGAUUACCUGCACCUGAAUAUAUAUAUCUUCUCAUGGACUGGAUUGAGAUACGAAUAAAUAAUGAAACUAUUUUUCCUUCUAAUACUGAGGUUCCAUUCCCGCGAGAUUUUCGACAAACAUGUAAAAAGAUACUGACAAGAUUGUUCCGAGUCUUUGUUCAUAUUUAUAUACACCACUUCGAUCGGUUAUCACAAUUAGGAGCUGAGCCUCACGCAAACACUUUAUACAAACAUUUUUACUAUUUUAUCACUGAACAUCAAAUGGUUUCAUCACGUGAGUUAGAUGCGCUGAAGGAAAUGACACAACGGUUGAUUGUUAAUUCUGGCAACCGACGAAUUCGUGUUGAAUGA
Messenger RNA from Brugia malayi, 684 nucleotides. It is a transcript of the gene Bma-mob-3, whose product is annotated as Mob1/phocein family protein. Gene Ontology annotation, cellular component: nucleus; cytoplasm. Gene Ontology annotation, molecular function: protein kinase activator activity. Gene Ontology annotation, biological process: signal transduction; positive regulation of protein phosphorylation. The transcript is spliced from 7 exons. Lineage: Eukaryota; Metazoa; Nematoda; Chromadorea; Rhabditida; Onchocercidae. Bases 1 to 684 code for a protein of 227 amino acids. The record is from RefSeq and is a predicted model, not a curated record.